This is a messenger RNA of Dipodomys ordii (Ord's kangaroo rat), 2594 nucleotides long. RefSeq names its product leucine-rich repeats and guanylate kinase domain containing (gene Lrguk). Gene Ontology annotation, molecular function: protein binding; GMP kinase activity. NCBI's taxonomy places the organism in Eukaryota, Metazoa, Chordata, Mammalia, Rodentia, Heteromyidae. The record is from RefSeq and is a predicted model, not a curated record. The transcript has 20 exons. The coding region runs from base 1 to 2457 and encodes 818 amino acids. Gene Ontology annotation, cellular component: cytosol.
AUGGCAGCCCCCGAGAAAGGUCCCCAGAGAUGGGGAGAGCCCCCCUUGGGGCAGAACAACUCACCAAGUGGGGCCCAGCCUCCGCACCCAGAAAACGAGCGUCCGUCUCCGUCUGCUUUCCCCAUGGGACGGAAGCCACCAGGUAACUUCACCAAAACCUCCUCCCACUUGCUCCACCAGCUGGUUCAGCGCUACCAGGAUUCCGAAGCGGAAGAAGAGGACCUGGGCGAGGGCGACUGGGAGUCCGACGAGUCCUCCGAGUCCGAAAUGCCGAUUUUGGAGGAGGAAUUUGAUGGGGUCCUGAGAGAAGAGACUGUAGCUGAGGCGCUCCACAAUUUGGGGCGCUCGGGACCUGGGACAGGGCAGGUCUACCUAGAUCUGAGUUUAUCGGAUUAUGGUCUUGUUGACAUUAGGAUUCUGAGUAGAUAUGUUCACCUACAGAAGUUGGAUCUUUCAGUGAAUAAAAUUGAAGAUUUGUCUUGUGUGAGUUGCAUGCCUUAUCUCCUAGAACUUAAUGCUUCUCAAAAUAGGCUGACUACAUUCUUCCAUUUCAAGCCACCCAAAAAUCUCAAGAAGGUGGAUUUUUCCUUCAACCAUAUUUCUCAAAUGUCUGAUCUGUCGGCAUACCAUGGUCUCACUAAACUCAUUUUGGACAACAAUGAAAUAGAAGAAAUCACUGGACUUGAGAUGUGUAAUAAUCUGACUCAUCUUAGUUUGGCCAACAACAAGAUCUCAGUAAUUAAUGGCUUAAACGCAUUGCCAAUUAAAAUUCUUUGUCUGAGCAAUAAUCAGAUUGAGAAGAUCACCGGUUUGGAGAAUCUGAAAACCCUGCAGAACCUGGAUCUGUCUCACAAUCAGAUAAGCAGCCUCCAGGGCUUAGAGAACCACGACCUUCUGGAAGUGAUAGACCUGGAAGAUAACAAGGUUGCUCAACUGAGUGAAAUAGAAUACAUUGAAAAUCUUCCUAUCCUUCGAGUUCUCAAUCUUCUUAGAAAUCCAAUUCAGGAAAAAACUGAAUACUGGUUGUUCGUAAUAUUUAUGCUGCUGCAAUUAACAGAAUUAGAUCAGAAGAAGAUUCAAGUGGAAGAAAAGGUUUCUGCAGUGAACAAAUAUGACCCUCCCCCUGAAGUGGUGGCAGCUCGCGAUCACCUGACCAACGUUGUCAACAGUAUGAUGCAGCCACAGAGGAUCUUCCACAGCACUCUUCCCAGUCUGGAUGCCCCUUACCCUAUGUUGAUACUAGCUGGACCCCAAGCCUGUGGGAAACGAGAGCUUGCCCACCGCCUCUGCCGACAAUUUAAUGCUUUCUUCAGAUAUGGGCCUUGCCAUACCACACGACCUCCGUAUUUUGGAGAAGGGGAUCGGGUUGAUUAUCAUUUUAUCUCUCAAGAGGUUUUUGAUGAAAUGCUAAACAUGGGAAAAUUCAUUCUGACAUUUAAUUAUGGUAAUCACAGUUAUGGAUUAAACAGAGACACUGUGGAAGAUAUUGCAAGAGAUGGGUUGGCAAGCUGUAUUCAUAUGGAAAUAGAAGGUGUAAGAAGUUUGAAAUAUUCUUAUUUUGAGCCACGAUAUAUCUUGGUGGUGCCCAUGAACAAGGAAAAAUAUGAGGGACACCUGCGGAGGAAAGGGUUAUUCAGUCGUGCAGAAAUUGAAUUUGCCGUCUCCAGAGUGGACCUUUAUAUUAAAAUUAAUCACAAAUUUCCAGGGUAUUUUGAUGCUGUCAUCAAUGCAGAUGAUCUGGACGCUGCCUACCAAAAGCUGAGUCAGCUCAUUAGAGGAUACUUGGGAUUGACAGAGGAACCUGCCAAGACUUUGGCACCAACUUCAGAGGUUCCGGCGUCUCCUAUGCUAGUUGAAGAGCCUCCCGAGAAGCCUGCUUCUGUGGACAUGAGUGAUUUCCUGGAUUCCACAAGCAGAAACUACUUUGCUAAAUUGUGGGCCAAACUUUCAACCAAAAAAACAUCAGUGGAAAGAUACUCUCUGCACAGACAGCAUGAGGCAGCCCGGCAAGCCCUUAUGGGAAAUAUACCUCGUGAUCAGACUCUCCUGUUUCAAAGGGGUCCAGUAUCAGCACCUAUAAUCAGUAAUCAACAGUAUUUUUCAAGUUUAGAAGAGCUACGAAAAAGUUUGGAACUGUCUGAAGAAUAUUUUAAGCCUUCCUUUGGAGUAUAUCCGGAAAUGAAAAACAAGGAUCCCCAUGUUAGCAUGAAAUAUUCUACAUUGCUUUACUCCUAUCCAUGGCCAAGAGACUUUUCUUUGCAGUUUCCAGAGGGAACUAUUGUUUCAUGGCCAGAACCAGAAGGAAGUGAUCAUGAGGCAGAUCAAGACAGAGAAGCACUACAGUCUGCAGGAGAAAAAUCAUCUGCCCAACACAAAAAACACUCAAUUUCAGUCAUAAGUCGCCCCGGUUCCAACACCAAGCCCACCCUCCCUCCAAUCCCAAAGGGUCGCAAAUAGACCAGCACUUGACAUCUGACUUUGAACAUGGAAAAUGUGCUCUGCAAUGUCCAGUCCCUCUGUCUUCCCUGGCGAUGGAACUCAGCAGGUUCUCACUCAGCCAACUAGUUUCAAAAGAAUGUUUAGCUGCCUCAAUU